CAUCCAGCUGUUAUCUAAGCAGGGAGAGAUCUGGAUAGCUUAGCAGUGGCACAGUGAUGAGACGAUCUCACGAGUUGGGAAUAAACUGGUGUUUUACCAUGCUGUGUCCGGAGUAGUACGCUGAAUCGAUUUAUAUCCAAAAAGGAUUAGGGCUGUCCUCGACUUUCCUCCGGGUCAGGUGUUGAAACGAGGUGUGAAUGAGUGACGUGGUGCCUCCCACAGCUCUCAGUGAAGUCCAGCUCCGCUUCCUCUGCCACGAUGACAUAGAGAGUGUCAAGCUGCUCUGUGGUGAUUGGUUUCCAAUCGAGUACCCAGACUCAUGGUAUCAAGACAUAACCUCCAACAAGAAGUUCUUCUCCCUUGCUGCCACCUUCAGAGGAGGCAUCGUGGGAAUGAUUGUGGCCGAGAUCAAAGGCCGGACCAAAGUACACAAAGAGGAUGGAGACAUCCUGGCCUCCAGUUUCCCUGUGGACACACAGGUAGCCUACAUCCUCAGUCUGGGAGUAGUCAAAGAGUUCAGGAAACAUGGCAUAGGCUCCCUACUGCUGGACAGUUUGAAGGAGCACAUUUCAACAACAGCCCAGGACCACUGCAAAGCAAUCUACCUGCAUGUUCUCACCACCAACAACACUGCCAUCCACUUUUAUGAGAACAGAGACUUCAGGCAGCACCACUAUCUUCCCUACUACUACUCCAUACGAGGUGUCCUCAAAGACGGAUUCACAUAUGUACUCUACAUCAAUGGGGGACAUCCGCCCUGGACAAUAUUUGACUACAUCCAGCACAUCGGUUCAACCCUGGCCAGCUUGAGCCCUUGCUCCAUCCCUCAGAGGCUGUAUCGACAGGCUCAGUCCCUGCUGCGCUCUCUCCUUCCCUGGUCCAACAUCGCCUCAAAGACAGGCAUACAGUACAGCCGAACAAUGUGACAGAGCAUGGGGGAGCAACUUCUGUUUCUCAUCAGUCUUCCCCUGUACACACCAAGAUGUACACAAACACUCACAUACUUCUUCUAGUAUGACUUUCCACAGCCUGUGUACGACACAGGACUCAGGUGCACCCUCUAUUUCACAUAUAGAGUACUAUUCUCAAUUCAGUACGUUUGGCACUGUUCACACAAGAUCCAAUUUACGCAGCUGUAGUUCUUUAAUUAGUGAUAUGCUAACCUUUAUAUACAACACUAUCCCAUAGUUACUAUAGUGACCUGUGCUUUCCCACUCCAAAGCAGGGCAGUGUCAGUCCUGCUUUUAUCCAAGACCGGAGCAAAGUGGAAACCAAGAAGGCAAAAAUACAGUAGGGCAUGAUUUAGGCAUAAAGGGGGUGUAGGAUACACACACUUAAACACACAUACACACUGGGAACCCUACAGAGACUAAAGGUUCAACCCUGCCUAACUUUCAGUCUCUCUCCAUCCUGUCCACCACUGUCACAGAGACUAUGUAUACUGUUUGUAUAUUAUAUAUACUAAGCUAAUAUAUAAAUUUCUCUAUGUAUGUAUAUUCUAUGCUGUCCAUAGUUUGAAAAUAACCAACCCUGUCCCCUUUUUAAGGUAUAGGCUGAUUCAAGAGUCAACUCUAGUUUGUAAAAUAGAGACUUAAAAUGUGAUUGGACUGUGAAUCUAGCUAUAAUUACAAGCUACUAUGGUAGAGUAAAGCUGAUUAUCUGCGGGGAAGCUUUAGAGCCAAUGUAGAUGGGUGAUAUGUGUAGUUGCAACUUGAGUUUCCUAAAGGGAUGCUUCCCUUCUGAAGGUCACAAUGUUAUCAGAUGUGCUGUGUGCAAUACUUGAAACUGUGUAAGUGGCAUCAGUACAGAAACAUAUUGACAUGCUAUUGUAUGUUUCUCAGACUGCAACAAAAAGCUUAGAGACACACCACAUUAUAUGCAGCACUGUUUCAAAGUCUUAAGUAGAAAUACCAUAGUAACUUUAUGGUUGUUGUUUUUUUUUCUAAUGUUACUCAUUUAUAAGUCAUACCAGAAUAGAGGGGAGUUGCUUGGGUCCUUAUUUCAGAAGUUUUAGAAAAGCUCUAUAGCUGUAAAACUGCUGCUAAUGUAGAAGAAUUUAUAUUUGUUUGUUUUUCCAGAUUUUAAACUAUUGCCCAGAUUAGAUUUUUAUGCCAGCCUAAAAAUAAGAGAUACGAAAAAGGAAGUAAUAUUCCCAAACACAGGACAUACAGCUUGUACGUCUGUGUAAAUAUGCACACAGGGUAAGAAAUUAGCACCCAGCAAGUGCCAAAUGUUGGUCUGUUCUGCCAGUAAACAAAUGUGUAGAGUUCACCCAACAUGUUUAACUUUUUCACUGACUAAUAUGAACAUUUUUCAGUUUUCUUUCCUUUUGCUGCAGUUCAUUAGACACAAAGCUCCUGUUCAAGAGUGUCAACAAGCAAGUCUUAGAUGUUAUAAAUGACACAGCACUGAAAAAGGUAAAGGGUAACUGUGUGAAAAAUGUGCUGUCAUUGUUAAAGGUGAACAUUUCUCAUUUUACCAGUCCUGUACUGGUAACUUUUAUCUAAGUUUCAGAUGUAAUGUAUGCAAUAAACUUGUUUCAUUUGAUUGUGAAGGCUGA
This is a messenger RNA of Cheilinus undulatus (humphead wrasse), 2560 nucleotides long. It is a transcript of the gene naa60, whose product is annotated as N-acetyltransferase 15 (GCN5-related, putative). NCBI's taxonomy places the organism in Eukaryota, Metazoa, Chordata, Actinopteri, Labriformes, Labridae. The transcript has 7 exons. Gene Ontology annotation, biological process: N-terminal peptidyl-methionine acetylation. The record is from RefSeq and is a predicted model, not a curated record. Gene Ontology annotation, cellular component: Golgi membrane. Bases 198 to 926 code for a protein of 242 amino acids. Gene Ontology annotation, molecular function: protein-N-terminal amino-acid acetyltransferase activity; histone acetyltransferase activity.